ACUGCGCGUUUCCCCCCUCUCGCGAGAGUGGUGCACGUCGGGUAACGGAGCGCCUCUCGCGCGGACGCGCUUCCCCGAGUUGAUCGUAGUCUGCGCUCGCCGAACUUGUCGGGUGCUCCGUCGACUGCUUCUUCUCCGGCCGAUCGCCGGACGGCCCAUGUGACUUCGCCCGUGUCCAGUUUGGCACGCACGUGUUCGUCGUUCGUUGUUGUUGUGGUGGCGGUGUUCGGAUCUGACGACGGGUGCUGACCUCGGUGUGGUUCUGGCCUUGGAGCACGCCGCGUGGUGCUCGAGUGACGAAGCGGCGAAACGCUGCGGUGGUGCUUGCCAGUGCAAUUCCGGGUGGUUUAGUUUCUUCCCCGUGGGCCGACAAGCUGCCAAAAUUCGUGUCAAAAACCGCAUCCCGCUUCCAGCCUUCCGGAUGGAACACGAGUCGGACGACAUGGAUGGUAGCAUGUCGAACCCAGAGGAAGAGGACUUGAACGAGUCCGAGUACGGGGGCUCGGGCGAUGACGACGACGAGAGGAGGACGCCGCUUGAAGGGGACCUCAGCAACGACGCCAGCGACCCCCAGCAGGACAUCUUGUCACGGUACCACCACAACAACAACAGCAGCACAACCAACAACAAUAACAACAACAGCAGCAGUGGCGGCGGGGUGCGGAGAACGGACGGCGGGAGUCCGUUGGCGCUGAACAACAGCAACCACGGCAGCACACCUCCGAGUAGCAACGGUUCCAUGCCAAGUCUGCUGGACCACCGAAUCCCGGCGCCCAACGUCGUGGUGACGUCGACGGCGGGACUGGCGUUGCAGGGUGCCAUCUCGCUGAGUUCGACUCCCCUGCGGCCCCUGCAGCCUCCGGGCGCCCCCUUGCUGCCGGCCCCCAUGUCCCUCCCGCUGCCCCUAGCCGUGUCCCAGGGCCCCCUGUUCAGUCUCGCCACGCCGCCGCCACACAUGAUGCACCUGCCCCCUACGCUCACGCCGCACUCGACUGUCUCCACGCAGGACCUGAGCAAGUACGCCAGCUUCGAGGAACAGUACGGAAAGCACGGCAAGUCCACGGAAUUCAGUCGAGAUUUCAAAGUUAGUCCCAGUUCAAAAUCGUCGCGGUCCAGUCGAGGUGAUACCAAUGGCCGCGUCAGCAUGGACGACAUUAGCAAGCUGUACGAGUUAAGUGACGACCCCAAGCGGAAGGAAUUCCUGGACGACCUCUUCACCUUCAUGCAGAAACGAGGGACCCCGGUGAACAGGAUCCCGAUCAUGGCUAAGCAGGUGCUCGACCUGUACGAGCUGUACCGCCUUGUGGUGUCCAGGGGAGGCCUCGUCGAGGUCAUCAACAAGAAGAUCUGGCGGGAGAUCACCAAGGGACUCAACCUGCCCUCGUCCAUCACCUCGGCGGCCUUCACGCUGCGGACACAGUACAUGAAGUACCUGUACCCGUACGAGUGCGAGAAGGAGAAAUUGAGCCAGCCGGACGAGCUGCAGGCAGCCAUCGACGGGAACCGGCGCGAGGGCCGGCGCUCUAGCUAUAGCCACUACGCCGAGAUGAUGUCGACGGCCCGCAGCCAGCACUCGUCGCCCAUCAGCCUGGUGUGCCGGCAGGCCAACGGACACUCGUCCACGCCGCACCAGGGGGCGCCGUCUUCCGGAGAGGAGGACAACAGUCUAUCGCUGUCCUUGUACGUGCCCCAGCAGCAAGAGGCCCUCAAUUUGGAAGUUCCUCGAGGGGAUCACAAGCCCCUGGAUCCAAGGAGGCUCUUGGACGAGCCCCUCUUGAAUGGACCCCCCUCAAAGCGAUUUCUCUCCUCCGAAGAGGAGCGAAUCCUCUCCCACACGGCACAGAUGCCCACCACACACAUUAAGCUCACUAGCAGAGGGGACGGACGAAGUCAAGUGGACAGUUCGAUGGUGGUGACGAUGGAGAUCAACGGCAUCAUGUAUCAAGGAGUCCUAUUUGCCCAAGCACACCGAAGCCGCCUCUCCUAGGGAAAAGAAAAGACGAUGAAAAUUACUGCGCGAGCCCGGGCAGCACGCUCGCCCCCUGUGGGACUGAAUAGACGAGAAAACAGUGACAAAACAUCCAACCAAAAAUGAAAGUGUGUGUUUGUGAGAAAAUAAGGUAAGGAGGGAGCCUUUUCUUCUUUUUUUUUUUUGCCUCCUCUCCUUGCUUGUUACAAUGGCAAUACUGAUCUCGAAACUACUAGAAAUUUCACCGUCUCUUUUUUUACUCUCUGUCUGUUUCCUCUUUUUUCUUGACCUAUUAUUCUGCACGAUGCCGUGUCCCAUUGACGUCCGCUUUCUCUACGCAUUUCCGUCUUUUGCCGAACGCCCUAAAAGAUAGUUUUCGUCUUUUACCCUCCCGCAUUUCAGCCGCGUCGUAAUCGAGCUUUGCUCAUUUCCUUUGGAGAGGAGCCCUUUUUGCUGGUUUUCGACGUCACUGCACUUGUGUUCAGCGUUGCCUUUCCUUGCGUUUCUUCUUUUUAUGGACCCCUUUUAUUUCUUGUCGUAACCCUUUUUAAAACCAAAUCCGUCUCAUCUCACUCAUUUUAUAAAUGUGCUUUUAUAUUUAAGAAAGUAGCCUUCUUUGCAAUUUUCUCCUCGCUUUCUUUCCAAUUGGACGCCGGACUGGACAGGCCUUGCCUGUCCAGCGUCCCCACCUGCAAAGUCGGGCCUCUUCGAAACGCAGUGUUCCUCGUCUGACGAGCAUGAAAGGGCUGUUGCAUGACAACCAUCCCGAUCUCUUUAACAUCAUCACACAUGUGUGCCUGGGUGUGUGUGCGUUUGUUUCUCAAAACGUGCCUUUUUGGAGCUCAUUGUUUACAUUCUUUUCUGUGGACGCACGCAGUGCAAUCGGUGUUUGUGCAAACCCGAGGACGUUCUGUCUUCUCCUCUCUGCCGAGAUUCGUUUGUUGUCAGAAUCGUCUGCAACGCAAUAGAAGCUGAUUGGUUUUCUUUUCUUUUUUCACCGUCAUGGGACCUUUUCUUGAAUUCGGCAAACUCGUGUUGGGGCCUCGACCCCCUAAUUUUAGGGUUGUCACGGUGGAUGCUCCAACAAAAGAGGAAAUGUGAUAACACCGGGCCACACAAAGUAGCGGAGGUACACACUCCUCUCGAAAUUUUGACCACUCAAAUAGCAUAAUGUAAAAACAGUACAGAAGAUGAUGGACAAAGAAUAAGAACUGACGAGACACAGCGUCGUCUUUAGCUUUGUACUAAAGAUAGUUAUGUGGCGGAGGGGACAAAACGCUUUGUGGCAGAGUGGACAAUAACUUUGUGUUGGAGUGAACGAUAGGUUUGUUGCAGCAUGGACAAAACAAAUAAACAUACACUUGAUAAAAAAAAAUAACAAAAAAAAAGUGCCCGUGGUGAAGAUUUCCAAAGCAUCACAAAAGCAAACAUACUAUACCAGGCAGCACUUUGCUGCUUGGGCACUUCCAAUAGGAAUCUCAGGGAAUUCUUGUCUUGCAACACUCGGCUGUUUGUACUCACCUUAAUAUCUUCUAGGUGUUUCAGAACUCCAAGGCGGAAAGAAACAGACUUGUGUUGUGGGCAUCUAGAGACCAAAUUUUACUGUUUGUCUACAUGAGCGAAGUUAAGAGAAUGCGUCGCCUCGUUGCCCCAGGGGAGGCUAUUUGCAACGUGCAACAUUUUGAAUGUGUUGACUUUUUACGCGAUAUAUACGAGUGUGCGCGUGCCUGUGUACAUCUGCACAUGUGCACGGUUUUGUCAGCGGUGCUUGCUCUCGAGUGCAUUUCUCCUUGUAAUGCAAAACGCAGUGGCGUGCGUGUGUAAUAAUAUUUGUUUUCUAAUUGUUUGUUUUCUCCUAUUUAAGUGUGAGUCAUUUUUCUCCCGUCAUUUCACUCUGGUUUACACCAUUGCACAAUCAGUAAUAAACCGGGGGGCGGUGGUUUGCACCUCGAGGAUCGAUCCGUCCAAAGGUUUGGUGUGUGUGCAUGUUCAGAGAAGACGACAUAUCUAUAGUAGCCCUCAUCUCUCCCAGUUUGUGUACAUAAUUUCAGGUCAAGGGUGGCGCCGAGGGCCGUGCCUCGCUUACUCUGCGUGCGUUUGUUUUUUUAGGAAGCAGAGGGGAGAGAGCUAAUGUUUAAAAAAAAUGACUGCGACCCACCAUAUUUAUGUAUUCUAUGCUGCCUUUUUUGAGCCACAUCAAAUGUUUCCGUUCAUCUGGUGCAAUUUUUCGUGUCCCUUCACACAUCCUAGCGGUCCUGUCCAGAAUCGGAGACUCUCCCUAGCUGCCGUAAAAUGGACCUUAUAGUUGUGAAGGCUGGGGUAGGUUUUAGGCACAGAAGCUGGUUCUAGAAUUCCACAAUUCUGCUAGUCACUGUGGAAUCUUCUUUUUUUUUAACAACUAUUCUACAGAAUUAGCUGCACGUACAGAUCUUUACAAGACUGGAAAUCAAAUCGUUUAUAAUUAUUAUAAUUAUUAUUAUUAUUUUGGUUUUCACCGUGUCUUCCAGAAUGGUUCUCUUCGGCUUCUGUCAUUUGGCUGAAGGAUGUCAUUUGCGUUGUUUCUCCUUACAAAGUUUUGUGUGCGGAAGCAACCUCGCGUUCUUUGUAGGAGAGUACCCUGCACACUCAGAAAAGAGGGAAGGCCACAAGUAGCUCUCAGUGAAGUGUACUACUCUAGAAUCAGAUCUAUGGGGCAUUAGAACUCCCGCAUCUCCUUCAAAAAACACGUGUUUGUGAUGAGUUUUUAAUGUUUUUUUUAUUAUCAGUUUCAUCUCAGAACCCCUUUCUUUCAUACCAUAUAUUAUAUUCCCUUCCCGUUUUUGUUUCAGAAUUGAAGGGAAGUUGCCCCAUUGUGUUUGUUCAUGAUAUCUGUCUGCUCUUAUAUAGUGUUAUUUAGCUUGUACAAAUAAAAACGGAAGCUUUUUGAGAAAAAA
This is a messenger RNA of Ixodes scapularis (black-legged tick), 4902 nucleotides long. Its product is annotated as AT-rich interactive domain-containing protein 3C. The record is from RefSeq and is a predicted model, not a curated record. Gene Ontology annotation, molecular function: DNA binding. Lineage: Eukaryota; Metazoa; Arthropoda; Arachnida; Ixodida; Ixodidae. Gene Ontology annotation, cellular component: nucleus. Bases 422 to 1987 code for a protein of 521 amino acids. The transcript has 10 exons. Gene Ontology annotation, biological process: regulation of transcription by RNA polymerase II.